Anolis sagrei ordinatus is the source of this 2469-nucleotide messenger RNA. RefSeq names its product TBC1 domain family member 10C (gene TBC1D10C). Lineage: Eukaryota; Metazoa; Chordata; Lepidosauria; Squamata; Anolidae. The record is from RefSeq and is a predicted model, not a curated record.
UGCUCUCUUCUACUGUGUCAUGCUCCCCACCCCCUUUGCUUUCUUUACUACUACCGUCCCUUGCAUCAGGAAAUGGUUGCGGGAGGAAAUGGCUUGCAGAGCGUGUGGGGAACUCAGUCACAGCAGCAGCAACAAGGGGCAUAGUCAUGGGUGCAAGGUAUUGCUCGGCUCAGAGGUAAUGCCCAGGCCUCAGCAGGUGGCAUGAAAUAAAGGACCUGUCAGUGGUAAGGUCUACAAGUACGAUUUGAAGGGGAAGAUGUCAGACUCCUCUCUUUCAGCAGAGCUUCUUGAGGACAAUGUAAACCAAGCCGUGGCUGGACUAUCAGAUGCUUUUGAUUUCUCCCUGCGGGACGAUGCAAGCUCCCUGGGCUCUGAUUCUGAGCUGAAUGGGAUGCCUCCUUAUCGCCAGACAGAUCGCUUUGGCUUUAUUGGGGGCAGCAGCCUCCAAAAUGGCUUAGGCCAAGUCUCUGUUGAGAUCAUCCGGCACCGAGAGACCAAAUGGCUGGAGAUGACAACACACUGGGAGAAAACCAUGUCCCGGCGCUACAGAAAAGUAAAACUGCAGUGCCGAAAGGGGAUCCCUUCAUCUGUACGUGCCCGCUGUUGGCCUUUGUUGUGUGGAGGGCAGGCCAAAAUGGAAAGGAACCCUGGAAAGUACCAGGAACUGUGUGAGGGACCUGGUGAUCCUCAGUGGGUGGAGACCAUCACAAAGGACAUUCACCGACAGUUUCCUUUUCACGAGAUGUUCCUCUCCCCUGAGGGGCCUGGGCAGCAAGGGCUUCUGCAGGUGAUGAAGGCCUACACUGUCUAUCGUCCCCAGGAAGGUUACUGUCAGGCCCAAGGGCCACUGGGUGCCCUACUACUUAUGCACAUGCCCCCAGAGCAAGCCUUCUGGUGUCUGGUGCAGAUCUGUGAGCACUACCUGCCUGGCUACUACAGCCCCAAAAUGGAGGCCCUGCUGCUGGACAGUGAGGUGUUUGUGGCCCUCCUUCGCCGCCUGUGCCCCAAGGCCUGCAAGCACUUGCAGAAGCAUGGGGUGGACCCCUUCCUCUACCUGCCAGAGUGGUUCCUCUGCCUCUUCACCCGUACUCUGCCCUUCCCUGUUGUCCUCAGGAUAUGGGAUGCCUUCCUCAGUGAGGGGGUCAAGGUACUGUUUCGUGUGGGGCUAUUGUUAAUCCGCUUGGCCCUGGGGUCCUCAGAGAAACUGCGUGGAUGUGCAGGAGUAGUAGAGACCCUGGAGAAGCUGCGCAGCAUCCCAGCUCACCUUUUGCAAGAAGAUGCAUUCAUGGCUGAGGUUCAUGAUGUGCCCGUCUCAGAUCGUGAUCUGGAACGUGAAUGUAAAGCCCAACUGGUAAAGCUACGUAAAACCCGGCCUGAAUUCCAGUACAACCCAGAGUAUCGACUCCCUGGUUCAAAAGCCAUCUUUGAUGCCCAUCAACUGGAGGAGGCAACUAAAGGCACAGAAGCCAACCACAGCCAGACCCAUACUUUCUACAUCCCUCAGAUCAAAGUGGACCCUCCUCCUUUAUCCCCCAAAGGACACAAGCAGCUGGAAAAGGCUUCUGAACUGCAGGGCCAGAAUAAGCGGCAGACAAGGAAGAAGCCAGACACACGUGGAAAGACCUUCCAUGUCACUGGGCAGCCAGCUGUCAGAAGAGAAGAAAGGAUGGACCCAAAGGGGAAGUCUUCUUUCUACUUGGAGACCUGGUUCUGAACUGAGUCACUGUGGUGGAAUAGGGACUCUCACCAGUCACUGAGUCCACUUUUUUAAUGUGUGGGGGAAUCUGUUCAUAGGGAGCAUGAGAUGCUUGACCUUAGAACUCAUUUCUUGAAAAAAGAGACAAUAAGGUUCAACACUUUUCAUUUUGUAAGCCAUCCGUCUCCUUUAGGUCUAAGUACUUGAAGUAUUGGGGAGAUAGAAACAGAGAACCCCAUCUUUGGUAUCUUUUAUGGCAUCAGGCGUAUGCAAAUCUAGCCCUACAGGUUUUAAAGAAGUCCUCAAACACCCUGUGAAGAACAUUUUCUAGUAUUAACAAACCCUCAACUCAGGUCAAGAUGCACAGAACUCAAAACCAUGGGGCAGAGCAUCUGCAAAUCACCUCUCCCAAGUAAAACAACAAGAGCAAGAACAAAAUGACCCUUUUGCAGCAUCCACAAUCUGUUGCCUGAGGCUGCCACUUCAUUCUCCUUAAUGGUAGGACUAAUUCUACAGACUUCUUUUACCUUUUGAAUAUGAUAUGGCCAAAACUGGUGAGGGUCAAAAGGUGGAAGAUGUGAAUUUCAUUCUCAGGCUGUCCAUGUUUUCACCAUAUAAUUCACGAUGACUGAUAUAUGAGACUUCUUUUAGUGGGAAAAACAUAUUCUGGGCUUCCUCAGGGGCUAUACUUAUCCUAACUUACAAGUAUCCAACCUUAGCAGUGAAUAAAGGCUGCUACAGCUGAGAAUAAACAAAAUCCAAACAAAAUCCAA